This is a messenger RNA of Trichophyton benhamiae CBS 112371, 2523 nucleotides long. RefSeq lists its product as uncharacterized. The record is from RefSeq and is a predicted model, not a curated record. NCBI's taxonomy places the organism in Eukaryota, Fungi, Ascomycota, Eurotiomycetes, Onygenales, Arthrodermataceae. Bases 1 to 2523 code for a protein of 840 amino acids. The transcript has 2 exons. Gene Ontology annotation, biological process: regulation of DNA-templated transcription; tRNA wobble uridine modification. Gene Ontology annotation, molecular function: sequence-specific DNA binding; protein binding; DNA-binding transcription factor activity. Gene Ontology annotation, cellular component: elongator holoenzyme complex.
AUGGCUUUGCCAUCCAUGGUGUCUAUCACCACAGAUUUCAUCAGUGUUGGGGGCAACAGGAAUCCCGCGGCAGCAGAUUGGCACCAUGGGUCUGGUUUGUUAGCCUUUGGUGCGAACAACAAUAUUGCCGUUUGGAACCCCUUGGACAAAAAUGGUGCAGGUGUAUACACACUGUUAGUGGGCCAUACCGACAGAGUAAAUGCUGUUAAAUUUUACACAUCUCCCUCCAACGGGUCGAUACUACUUCUUACUGGCGGUAGUGACCAUACUAUACGAAUAUGGAAACCAGAUACUUCCAGUCCGCCCAAGUUUUCACAAGCGGCAGUCGUGGAGGGGUAUCAUGAAGGGUCGCUGAACUGCAUUGAGGUCGCUUGCGGGUCAAAUACCUUCGUCUCUGGGGCUGCAGAUGGAGCUGUCAAAGUUUGGAGUAUAACUGAGGAGAGUGAUGAGAUAAAAUGCCAACUAUUACAGAGCAUUUCGUUAAAACCUCGAUAUUUCCCUCUUGCUAUGGCUCUAAAACUCAUACCUCGCCAAAAUUCGGGAGCCAAGUCAGGUGGAAUGGUGCUUGCAGUUGGAGGCACUAGGGCUGCAGUCCAGAUAUAUGCUGCGCAGGAUACCAAUGACCUCAAGUUUGAACUGAAUACUACCCUAACUGGACAUGAAAGCUGGAUCCGUUCCCUUGCGUUCUCACCUGUCAAGGAUAGCCCUAGUGGCGAAGAUAGGCCUACAAACUCUCAGGACUUCCUUCUUGCUUCAUGCAGCCAGGAUAAAUACAUUCGCCUUUGGAAAGUGAGCCUAGGAGAAGGUACUACUUCAGAUACGCCUAAGAAUGUGGAAGACCAAUUGUUAUCUGGAGUGGAGCAGGCGACUUUAACUCCAAAGGCGCAUAAGUUUGACUUGAACGGUGCCAAGUAUUCAAUAACAUUCGAGGCUCUUCUUUUUGGCCAUGAAGACUGGGUUUAUACUGUAGCAUGGCACCCAAACCCUCUCCGGCAGCAGUUAUUAUCUGCUUCCGCAGAUAACUCUUUGGUCAUCUGGGAGCAAGACCCCGUAACUGGUGUGUGGUUUUCUCUAUCGAGAAUGGGAGAAAUUAGCUCUCUUAAAGGCUCUACCACGGCUACCGGUAGUGCUGGUGGCUUUUGGGUUGGUCUUUGGUCACCGUGCGGGGAUGUUGUUGUGUGCCUAGGCAGGACAGGCAGUUGGAGAUCCUGGAGACAUGAUACUGUGGCAGAUGCAUGGCUUCCUAUACCAGGAAUAACUGGACACGUUAGAGCAGUUUGUGAUAUUGCUUGGGAGACCAACGGAGGGUAUCUUUUGUCUACUAGUGGAGACCAAACAACGAGAUUAUAUGCUGAGUGGAAGAAGGGCAACCAUCACUCAUGGCAUGAGUUUUCACGGCCUCAAAUACAUGGCUAUGACCUCAACUGCCUUGCACCACUCGGCCCAUCUAGAUUUGUGUCAGGUGCUGAUGAAAAGCUUUUACGGGUCUUUAAUGAAACCAGGGCUGUGGCUAAUUUACUUACACGGCUAAGUGGACUAGCUAACCCGAAAAGCGACGAGCAAAUGCCAGACGCUGCAAGUAUUCCAGUCCUAGGGCUGUCUAAUAAAGCAAUGGACGAAGAGGUUGGCGAUGACGAGGGAGCAAACGAAGGCGACCAGGGGGAACAGCAAACGGUGCAGCCAGAAGUAUAUAACCUGGAGUUUGACCAUCCACCGCUAGAGGACCAUCUCGCCAGACAUACACUUUGGCCGGAGCAUGAGAAGCUAUAUGGCCAUGGAUACGAAAUAUCAGCAGUCACUGCAAGUCAUGAUCUAUCAGUCAUCGCUACUGCAUGCAAGGCUAGUUCUAUCGACCAUGCGGUCAUUCGUUUAUAUGACACUUCAACAUGGAAUGAAGUACGGCCUCCGUUAACUGCCCAUUCAUUGACGAUAACUUCAUUGCGAUUUUCUGCGGAUGACAAGUAUCUGCUCAGUGUUGGGCGUGAUCGACAAUGGGCGGUUUUUGAACGAGACUCGGUCAACAAAUUACUGUUUAAAUUGCUUGCUUCCAACCCGAAAGGCCAUUCAAGAAUGAUACUGAGUGCGAGCUGGGCACCGCAUCCAACAGCUACAGUAUUUGCUACGGGUGGCCGUGACAAGUCCGUUAAGAUAUGGCUCAAGGAUGAUGACACAUUUACUGCGAAAACCACAAUUACUUUCUCCUACCCAGUUACUGCUGUCGAUUUCCUGCCUAUAUCGGUGCAUGACGGACUCUACAUUGCUAUUGGAGAUGACUCGGGUCAGAUAUUUGUCGGCAAGAUCCAGGUGGACAGUUUGGAGGCAGGAGAGAUGCUCAUGAUUCCACAAACGGAGUGCCCGUCAAAAUCUAUUACUCAAAUAGCUUGGAGGCCAAUAAAGGGACUGGUAGAAGUUCAUGGAGAGGAUGUGACUGCAACUGGCAGAAAACCCGGAUACCAGCUUGCUGUCGCCAGUGAAGAUUCUUCAAUUCGUCUAUAUAAUAUUGAUAGUCUUCCACCAAAAUAG